Molecule: messenger RNA, 1608 nt
Organism: Calliphora vicina (urban bluebottle blowfly)
Lineage: Eukaryota; Metazoa; Arthropoda; Insecta; Diptera; Calliphoridae
Product: cytochrome P450 4d2-like
Exons: 6
Coding region: 34-1563 (509 amino acids)
Molecular function (GO): heme binding; iron ion binding; oxidoreductase activity, acting on paired donors, with incorporation or reduction of molecular oxygen
Source: RefSeq, a predicted model, not a curated record
UUUUAGUAGUAAUUUUACUCUGUAGUUAGCACCAUGUUUACGGAAUUGCUGAUGGGCUUAAUUGCCCUUUUAUUUGUGUGGGACUAUAUCAAUAAAAAAUAUCGUAAUGAUGUGUUGGAGAAAUCGUGUAUACCGGGACCUAAAGUAAUGCCUAUUCUAGGCAAUGCUAUGGACUUGAGACAUGUUAAUAGUGAUAAUGUUAUUGAUUCUAUACAUGAUUUUAAAAGAAAAUAUGGUAAAAUCUAUCGCUUGUGGGUGCUGCAUCAAUUGACUGUUGUUAUAUUGGAUCCCAAAUAUUUGGAGAUUGUUCUGAACAGCCAACAGAUGCUGAAAAAGAGUACUUUAUAUGAUUUUAUGGCGAGUUGGUUGGGUCGCGGUCUACUGCUGAGUUGGGGCAAGAAAUGGCAUUCGAGGCGUAAAAUUAUAACGCCCACCUUCCACUUCAAAAUUCUUGAAGAAUUUGUGGAGAUUUUCGAUCAGCAGGGCAGUGUUAUGAUGAAGAAAUUGUACGAAAAGGCUGAUGGCAAAACCGCAGUUGAUAUAUUUCCGGUGGUGUGUUUGUGUGCAUUGGAUAUUAUAGCGGAGACUUCCAUGGGUGUUAAAGUAAAUGCCCAAGAAAAUCCUGGUUUGGAAUAUGUCCUAGCCAUAGACAGCCUUGGUCGCAUAUUGGCAGAACGUUUCAUUAGACCUCUGCAAAGAACUGAUUUGCUAUUCCGCUUAACGGCCCCCAAACAAUACCAAGAGUCUCAGCGUUGCAUUAAAGUUUUGCAUGAAUUCACCAUAAAUGUUAUAGAACAAAGAAGGGCGGCUCUCGAGCAAUCGCUAAAAGAUGGCUCUUUGAAAACUGCAACUGAGGAUUCCGAAUUAAAUACCAAAAAACGCAUGGCUUUACUAGAUGUUUUAUUGCAAUCCAACGUGAAUGGUGUGCCUUUGACCAAUAAGGACAUACGCGAAGAAGUUGAUACAUUUAUGGUUGCUGGUCAUGAUACCACAGCCAGUGGCAUAUCAUUUACUCUACAUUUGUUAGCCCGCCAUCCCGAGAUCCAACAAAAACUGGUGGAGGAGAUCAAAGAAGUUAUAGGCACUGACAAAAAUAAACCAGUGACAAUUCGUGACCUACAAGAGCUCAAAUAUAUGGAAUGUGUCAUAAAGGAAAGCGUUAGAUUAUAUCCUCCCGGACCUAUUAUUGGUCGCCAAAUACAAGAAGAUGUUAAAGUGGGCGAUAUUACCAUACCUGCUAAUACAAAUAUAGAUAUACCUUUGUUUAUGAUCAUGCGUGAUCCUGAUUAUUUUAUUAAACCCAAUGAUUUCAUACCCGAACGCUUUGAAAGUACCAGCGAUGAAAAAAUCCACCCCUUUGCCUAUAUCCCGUUCUCGGCGGGACCACGCAACUGUAUAGGGCAAAAGUUUGCCAUGUUGGAAACAAAAAGUAUUGUAUCGAAAAUAUUGCGUCAUUUUGAAUUGUUACCGCUGGGACCUGAUGUUAAGCCGUUGAUUAAUGUUGUAUUACGCUCAAAAACUGGCAUGCAUAUUGGACUUAAGCCCAGAGAUUUACAACAUUGAUCUGAAGGGAAAGCAAGUGUGUCUUUUAAUAAAGUAAUAAAAUAU